Messenger RNA from Hippopotamus amphibius kiboko, 702 nucleotides. It is a transcript of the gene TMEM179, whose product is annotated as transmembrane protein 179. The coding region runs from base 1 to 702 and encodes 233 amino acids. The transcript has 4 exons. Lineage: Eukaryota; Metazoa; Chordata; Mammalia; Artiodactyla; Hippopotamidae. The record is from RefSeq and is a predicted model, not a curated record.
AUGGCACUCAACAAUUUCCUCUUCGCGCAGUGCGCCUGCUACUUCCUGGCCUUUCUGUUCAGCUUCGUGGUGGUGGUGCCGCUGUCCGAGAACGGCCACGACUUCCGCGGCCGCUGCCUGCUCUUCACCGAGGGCAUGUGGCUGAGCGCCAACCUGACGGUGCAGGAGCGCGAGCGCUUCACCGUGCAGGAGUGGGGCCCGCCGGCCGCCUGCCGCUUCAGCCUGCUCGCCAGCCUCCUCUCGCUGCUGCUGGCCGCGGCGCACGCCUGGCGCACGCUCUUCUUCCUCUGCAAGGGACACGAGGGCUCCUUCCUCUACGCCUUCCUGAACCUGCUGGUCAGCGCCUUCGUGGUCUUCCUGGUCUUCAUCGCCAGUACCAUCGUCAGCGUGGGCUUCACCAUGUGGUGCGACGCCGUCACCGAGAAGGGCACCGUGCCCCACAGCUGCGAGGAGCUCCAGGACAUCGACUUGGAGCUGAACGUGGACAACUCUGCCUUCUAUGAUCAGUUUGCGAUGGCCCAGUUCGGCCUCUGGGCCUCGUGGCUGGCCUGGCUGGCCGUCGCCAUCCUGGCCUUCCUGAGAGUCUACCGCAACUACCGCCAGGAGGACCUGCUGGACAGCCUGGUCCACGAGAAGGAGCUGCUGCUGGCCAGGCCAGCGCCCCGCGCCGCCUUCCAGGACGCGAAGAGUGCUGUCAUCUAG